CUCCCUGCUAUAAGUGGCAAAGCAGCCGCUGUCCCGCCAGCUGGACACCCCAGCCCAGCCGCAUUGCCUCCACAAGGCUGGAGGCACGGCCCUGGACCAAAGCGCUCCUGCAUCCAUCCUGCUGCCGAGGUGCUGUGCACAGCCGCACGCCGAGCUUGGUCCAUCCCUUCCCUCCUCCAGGCAGCAGCCGCCUCGCAGCAGCUCCCAGGCUCGCCGGCAGCCAGGCCUGGCAGUUACACUGUGGGCACCAUGUCGGAGCGCUUUGACUGCCACUACUGCCGUGACCCUCUGCAUGGGAAGAAGUACGUGCAGAAAGAGGGCCGCCACUGCUGCGUCAAGUGCUUUGAGAAGAUCUGUGCCAACACCUGCAUUGAGUGCAAGAAACCCAUCGGAGCUGACUCCAAGGAGCUGCAUUUCAAGAACCGUUACUGGCAUGACACCUGCUUCCGCUGCUUCAAGUGCUAUACAUCCUUGGUCAACGAGCCCUUCAUGCUAAGGGAGAACAACAAGGUUUGGUGCAGCAACUGCACGGCCACCGAGGAUGCACCCAGGUGUAAGGGCUGCUUCAAGCCUAUUAUUGCAGGAGACCAAAAUGUCGAGUACAAGAAGAUGGUCUGGCAUAAGGACUGUUUCACCUGCAGCCAGUGCAAGCAAGUGAUUGGAUCCGGGAGCUUCUUCCCCAAGGGCGAUGACUUCUACUGUGUCUCCUGCCAUGAGCACAAGUUUGCCAAGACCUGUGCUAAAUGCAAGAACCCCAUCACUUCUGGAGGCCUCACUUACCAGGAACAGCCUUGGCAUUCGGAGUGUUUCAUUUGCUCCAACUGCAAGAAGCAACUGGGCGGGAAGCGCUUCACAGCUGUAGAGGAUCAGUUUUACUGUGUCGAAUGCUACAAGGAGUGUGUUGCCAAGAAGUGUGCUGGCUGCAAGAAUCCUAUUACAGCAGGAUUUGGAAGAGGAACCAGUGUGGUUAACUACGAAGAUGAAUCCUGGCACGAUUAUUGUUUCAAAUGCACAAAGUGUGCCCGUGGUCUGGCCAACAAGCGCUUUGUUUGCCAUAAUGGAAAAAUUUACUGUGCUGAGUGUCCCAAACGACUGUAACGAGCAGACAGCAACUGCUGUAAAAUGGAUGUUAGAGCCCUGCUUUCCAAAGCAGUCCUGGUAAAGGAGCAGGUUUUUGCAUGUUAAUGAUUUUAACUUCUUCCAUUUUAGUACAAAAACUAAAGUAGCUUCAAUACACUUGGUUUGACUUCUGAAGCUCCUGCAGUACAAAAGCAUGUAGCGCUGCAAAAAUCUAACUUUGUUUCCAAAUAACUCUUCGUGUAAAAGCCUGAAAUGCCGUUAGAUUUAGCAUUAGAGAUCUCCAUAACCUGCGUGUGGCUUAAACUAAACCAAAGCUAGUUUAAAACUUGUCUGGUAUCCGUUUAAGCUUGGCACUUAAAUGAAGUGGGUUUGACAAGGCAUGCACCUCAGCGAUGUAAAGAUUGCACCCAGGAUCAAACAGAUCCAUUAUUGUGCUUUUACAAGCACAGGUACAUUACAUACAUCACACCAUUAACAGCAGCUCAGUAACACGUACUUUAGCUUACCCUACCAUACCAAAUUGCACCAUGUGUAUGGAACGGCUUCAUUUUACAUAUAACAGUGUUUUGGUAGGAUGACUCAGCUUUAGUUAAGUUUCCAUAAAAUUGUUUUAGUCUUGAUUUCCGCAUGGUUUGCGCAUCAGCUUCUUUUGUAUCAUUGUUUAAAUGAGGCUGCCUACAUACAAUUAUUAAUCCAUUAAUAAGUAGUAAAUCUUUCAACUACAACAAAAUGCAUAUGCAUUUAGAAGUGCCUUAAAAAUAGCUCUCCUAUCAUGUCAAUGUAUGACUUACCAUUUAAUAAAAGUGAGAGUAGUGCCUACUUGGA
Molecule: messenger RNA, 1905 nt
Organism: Falco peregrinus (peregrine falcon)
Lineage: Eukaryota; Metazoa; Chordata; Aves; Falconiformes; Falconidae
Gene: FHL1
Product: four and a half LIM domains 1
Exons: 6
Coding region: 250-1098 (282 amino acids)
Biological process (GO): muscle organ development
Molecular function (GO): transmembrane transporter binding
Source: RefSeq, a predicted model, not a curated record